Molecule: messenger RNA, 3133 nt
Organism: Drosophila kikkawai
Lineage: Eukaryota; Metazoa; Arthropoda; Insecta; Diptera; Drosophilidae
Source: RefSeq, a predicted model, not a curated record
AGGCCUUCCAGUUCUCUUUCGACGAUCGGAGCGUUCGGUUCAGCGGACCCAUGUCGCUCGAGCUACCAAAAGAUACUGAAUCGCGACGCCUAAUUACACCUUCCAAACGCCAAUUAAUCAAUGAAUAUAUAACAAAGUGAAUAUAUAAAAAGCUUCCCUUUGUGCACUAAUUGUGAGCAAUAACAAUAGUCGUUAAUAAAAAAGAAGUUCCAUAAAGUAGCCACCAAGUGGCGUCCUCGAAAUAAAGCGACAGAAACGAGUUAUGAAAAUACAAAUUGUGGCCGUGCCAUGUGAGAAUGUGUGUUAAAAAAUUGCUAAAGAAAAAAUAAAAACGAGUUGUUAUUGUUGCUAUUCCGAUCUGUGAUCGGUGAUCGACAAGCGCCAGCUGCAAUUGGAUUGGAAAUAAGCCCCAAAAUAAGAUUGUAGAGAAAAACAUCCAUCCAACGACACCCUAACACCUGAGAUAGUGACAACAUUUGGCGCUACAUGAAAUUUUAAUUAAAAAUCUGUCCCAAAAUAAAGUAAAAAUCACUUGCAGCGGCGAAAAGUUUGCGGGUAUCUGUGUAUCCGUCAGAUACUUGCUGCUCGCUCGCUGCCCGAGUGUGUGUGUGUGCACUCCUCCAGGUGUCGCCGGUGCCUGUGUGAGUGUUUGAUGUAAGCAGACGUGAAAUUGGAUUAACUUUGACAGACGCACGCCGGUUUUUAAUUACCACCAAAGACUUUUUUUUUUGGAUUAACAGCGAAAAGUUGGACCAUCUCUCCAAGGCCAGCCACAGGAAAUUCAAACCGAAAGCAGCUCAACCAACGGAAUGGAAAAAAUGCUAGGCCACGCCGUUCGUCGAGCGUUGACGAUUUGACGCUGAGCUGUGUGUCUGGACGAAAGAUAACUCGCUUCUCCGGCUCUCGAGGCGCCUCCACGCGGAGCGAGGUGCAAGCGCAGAGAAGAGCCAGCAAGGUGGAACUCGGCACCACCACCAAGGCACAACCCAAGAGGUUCACCCAAACAAAGAACUACACUAACACGCACAAAAUGAGCCACAAUCGACUGAGAGUCCUUGUACUCGCACUCGUCCUGAUCCUGACAUCGUGCCGAGGGGACGGACCGCAGCACAGUCCCGACCAUGGCCUAGGCAUGGGCAUGGGCAUGGGCGGUCACGGCUUGGACGCGAGUCCAGCGCCUGGCUACGGAGUGCCGGCCAUUCCAAAGGAUCCCAAUCUGCGGUGCGAAGAGAUCACCAUACCCAUGUGCCGGGGCAUCGGCUACAAUAUGACAUCCUUUCCCAACGAAAUGAACCACGAGACCCAGGACGAGGCCGGCCUGGAGGUCCACCAGUUCUGGCCCCUGGUGGAGAUCAAGUGCUCGCCCGAUCUCAAGUUCUUCCUGUGCAGCAUGUACACGCCCAUUUGCCUGGAGGACUACCACAAGCCCCUGCCCGUCUGCCGGAGUGUGUGCGAGCGAGCGCGGUCCGGUUGUGCGCCCAUCAUGCAGCAGUACAGCUUCGAGUGGCCGGAGCGCAUGGCCUGUGAGCACCUGCCGCUCCACGGUGAUCCCGACAACCUGUGCAUGGAGCAGCCUUCCUACACGGAGGCGGGCAGCGGCGGCAGCUCUGGUGGUUCGGGAGGCUCUGGCAGCGGCUCGGGCUCAGGAGGAAAACGGAAGCAAGGAGGAAGUGGCUCCGGAGGAAGCGGAGCCAGUGGCAGCGGUGGCUCCACCAGCAGCGCCAAGUGCCGUGGACGCAAUUCAAAAAACUGCCAAAACCCCCAAGGAGAAAAGGCAAGCGGAAAAGAGUGCAGCUGCUCGUGCCGCUCCCCACUCAUCUUCCUGGGGAAGGAGCAGCUCCUGCAGCAGCAGGCGCAGUCACCAAUGAUGCAUCAUCCCCACCACUGGUACAUGAACCUCACUGUCCAAAGGAUCGCCGGCGUUCCAAACUGCGGCAUACCGUGCAAGGGUCCGUUCUUCAGCAACGAAGAAAAGGACUUCGCCGGCCUCUGGAUCGCUCUGUGGUCGGGUCUGUGCUUCUGCAGCACGCUCAUGACCCUAACCACAUUCAUCAUCGACACCGAAAGGUUUAAGUACCCGGAGCGGCCCAUCGUCUUCCUCUCCGCCUGCUACUUCAUGGUGGCCGUUGGCUACUUGUCCCGGAACUUCCUGCAGAACGAGGAGAUUGCCUGCGAUGGCCUGCUCCUGAGGGAGAGCUCUACGGGUCCGCACUCGUGCACCCUGGUCUUCCUACUCACCUACUUCUUCGGCAUGGCCUCCUCCAUUUGGUGGGUCAUCCUCAGCUUCACCUGGUUCCUGGCAGCCGGCCUGAAGUGGGGCAACGAGGCCAUCACCAAGCACUCCCAGUACUUCCACCUGGCUGCCUGGCUCAUCCCCACGGUGCAAUCCGUGGCCGUGCUCCUGCUGUCGGCUGUGGACGGCGACCCCAUUCUGGGCAUCUGCUAUGUGGGCAACCUCAAUCCCGAUCACCUGAAGACCUUUGUGCUGGCCCCGCUUUUCGUUUACCUGGUGAUUGGAACCACCUUCCUGAUGGCCGGCUUCGUGUCGCUGUUCAGGAUUCGAUCGGUGAUCAAGCAGCAGGGCGGCGUUGGAGCCGGCGUCAAAGCCGACAAGCUGGAGAAGCUUAUGAUCAGGAUUGGCAUCUUCUCGGUGCUAUACACAGUCCCGGCCACCAUUGUCAUCGGCUGCUACCUGUACGAGGCGGCUUAUUUCGAGGACUGGAUCAAGGCGCUGGCCUGUCCCUGUGCACAGGUCAAGGGACCCGGCAAGAAGCCCCUCUACUCCGUGCUGAUGCUCAAGUACUUCAUGGCCCUGGCCGUGGGCAUCACCUCAGGAGUAUGGAUCUGGUCCGGCAAGACUCUGGAGAGCUGGCGACGCUUCUGGAGGAGACUCUUUGGGGCGCCCGAUCGCACGGGCGCCAAUCAGGCGCUGAUUAAGCAGCGUCCUCCAAUCCCGCAUCCCUAUGCCGGAUCUGGUAUGGGCAUGCCCGUGGGCUCGGCGGCGGGCUCGCUGCUGGCCACACCAUACACCCAGGCGGGCGGCGCCUCGGUGGCCUCCACCAGCCACCACCACCUGCACCACCAUGUUCUCAAGCAGCCGGCGGCCAGCCACGUAUGACAUGGAGAGUCGGGG